Molecule: messenger RNA, 2385 nt
Organism: Mus musculus (house mouse)
Lineage: Eukaryota; Metazoa; Chordata; Mammalia; Rodentia; Muridae
Gene: Nme7
Product: NME/NM23 family member 7
Exons: 10
Coding region: 298-1131 (277 amino acids)
Biological process (GO): DNA catabolic process; regulation of microtubule nucleation; cilium assembly
Cellular component (GO): plasma membrane; cilium; nucleoplasm
Molecular function (GO): ATP binding; protein serine kinase activity; protein serine/threonine kinase activity
Source: RefSeq, marked validated
GCCAGAGUAACCGGAUCAUUGGUGGUGGUGUAGUCUUCCUGUGUACAGGAAUCUAUUUCCUGUGCUGAGAUCUACAAACUAUGCUUGCAGACCCUUAUCGACGUGGUGCUGUCUCAACACUAACUUGGAUCUGAAUCUCCCUGAGUGCUGGAGUCAGUUCUCCCAAGCGGUGGAGUUCUACCUUGCAUCUCCUACCAGGACCGCUUAGUAAUAGCUGUCUGCUGGCUCAGCGUCUAGUUCAUUUCAUACUUUCCAGAUCACUGUGUUUUAGCAGCCGGCGUUGCAUCCUCGGGCAGUAUGAGAGCCUGUCAGCAGGGAAGAAGUUCCAGUUUGGUUUCUCCAUAUAUGGCACCCAAGAAUCAGAGCGAGAGAUUCGCUUUCAUUGCAGAGUGGUAUGAUCCAAAUGCUUCAUUGCUCCGACGCUAUGAGCUGCUGUUUUACCCCACAGACGGAUCUGUUGAAAUGCAUGAUGUAAAGAAUCGUCGCACCUUCUUAAAGCGGACCAAGUAUGAGGACCUGCGCCUGGAAGAUCUAUUUAUAGGCAACAAAGUCAAUGUGUUUUCUCGACAGCUGGUGUUGAUUGACUAUGGGGACCAAUACACAGCCCGCCAGCUGGGCAGCAGGAAAGAGAAAACUUUAGCCCUGAUCAAACCAGAUGCAGUGUCAAAGGCCGGAGAAAUCAUUGAGAUGAUAAACAAAAGUGGAUUUACUAUAACCAAACUCCGAAUGAUGACUCUGACAAGGAAAGAAGCAGCGGACUUUCAUGUAGACCAUCACUCAAGACCUUUUUAUAACGAACUGAUCCAGUUUAUCACAAGUGGGCCUGUUAUUGCCAUGGAGAUCUUAAGAGAUGACGCGAUCUGUGAGUGGAAAAGGUUGCUUGGACCCGCAAACUCUGGGCUAUCACGGACAGAUGCCCCCGGAAGCAUCCGAGCCCUCUUUGGGACAGAUGGCGUGAGAAAUGCAGCUCACGGCCCUGAUACUUUUGCAUCUGCUGCCAGAGAAAUGGAAUUGUUUUUUCCUUCAAGUGGAGGCUGUGGGCCAGCGAACACUGCUAAAUUUACCAAUUGCACCUGUUGCAUCAUUAAGCCUCAUGCUAUCAGUGAAGAUUUAUUUAUUCAUUAUAUGUAAGUACACUGUAGCUGUCUUCAGACGCUCCAGAAGAUGGUUGUAAGCCACCAUGUGGUUGCUGGGAUUUGAACUCCGGAACUUCGGAAGAGCAGUCGGGUGCUCUUACCCACUGAGCCAUCUCACCAGCCCUGUUCUUCUUGCUAUAAACAAAUCUUGCUUCUGUGCUUUGAAUCUUCUGUCUUUCCAACCACAUAACUGAGGUUCACUCUCUUCUCUUUACUUAAAGCACUGUGUGUACGGCUGGAGACGUAACUCACCAGUUAAGUGUCAUUAUUGUUUUUGCAAAGGACCUGGGUUUGGUUCCCAGCACCCACAUAGUGGCUCACAACUAACCACAACUCCAGUUCCAGGGGAUCUGAUGCCCUCCUCUGACCUUGAGGGGAAAAGCAUAUAAGUUUAUUACAUCUAGAGCGUAUCUUUACUGAGAGAGUUGGAGAUACUGCCUCUAGUCCUCAGUAUCUGAAACAGUUCUUUGAUGGACAUGAAUAUCUAUCUAUGUAUCUACCUACCUAUCUCUAUCUCUAUCUCUGUCCACAUUCAUAGGCAUAUGUGGAUAUGCACACAUAUACACUGGGUCAGUAAAAGUUCACCCCUUGCUUUUAUCUCUUUUUCCAUCUAUUUGUUUGAGUCAAUUGUGUGCAUCUCCAUCUGAUACUCCAAGUUGUUUUGGAAAUAAUACGAAUAAUUUAAAAAAUACUCCUUGGAAAAUGGAAUAUACUGAGUAACAUACACAUUAGAGUGGAGUUUUUAAUGUGUUCUAAGCAUACAUAUAGUAGAAAAACUUGAAAAUUGUAAUACAUAUUUGUACAAGAGACAAUAAAAGUUUACCUAAACCGGGCACAGUGGUACACACUUAGAAUCUUAGCAUUCAGAAGUCUGAGACAGGACAAUGGUGCGUUUUAAGCCAUCCUGAGCUACAUAGUGAGUUUGAGGCCAGACUGGACGAUAUAUUAGGAAGAUCUUGUUGCAAAAAAUAAAAGCUGCUUUCUAUCAGAAUUGUUAUUGUUAAUAGUUUGGUAUGUUUCUUUCUGCAUUUGUGAGUGUGUGUGUGUGUAUGCAUAUAUAAUACAUAUGAGUGCAGUGUAGCUGAGAUGUGUAUCUAUAUUCUGUUUCUGUCAUUUAAUUUUUGUGAGCAUUUCUGACCUUCUUUGAGGGUUCAUGAAUAUUUUAAUGAUUAAUUGAAUAUUUCAUAACAAUCAUAUGUAUGAUAUUUGGGUUAUUUCUGUUUUUUUUAAUUAAAAAUAAGUUUCUCCU